AUGGCAGAAGCGGAGCCACAGGCGUUGACAUAUAUACCAGAGGUGAUAUUGAAGAAAAGGAAGCAUAAGGAAGAAUCAAUUGCUCUUACUAGGAAAAACCAGUUGGAGUUGGGGCAACAUGGUGGGAAGAAGAGGAAAGUGGAGGAUAUUAAAAGGCCCGAACAGUUUGUCAGGGAGUUUAGGGACAAGGAAUUGGAUCUCAUCCGAAUGAAACAGAGGACGAAGAGGGCAAAAUCAGCAUUAACAACACCAAAUUCAAAGCUCCUAUUUGUCAUUCGCAUCCAUGGCAAAAAUGACAUGCAUCCAAAAACUAGGAAGUUCUUAUACAAAUUGAGAUUGACAAGAAUCUUUCACGGUGUCUUCUUGAAGGCCACCCCAGGGGUAUUAGAAUUGUUGCAGAAGGUGGAGCCAUAUGUUACAUAUGGAUAUCCAAAUGUUAAGAAUGUGAGUGAUCUGAUUUACAAGAAGGGCUAUGGAAAGAUAGACAACAAAAGAGUUCCUCUAAUUGAUAAUAACAUUAUCGAACAGGCAUUAGGGAAGUAUGGCAUUCUAUGUCUAGAAGAUAUUAUACAUGAAGUCGCCAAUGCUGGUCCACAUUUCAAGGAGAUCAUUAAUUUUUUGGGGCCAUUUUCACUUAACAAGCCAAAAGAAGGACUGCAAGGGAAGAAGGCAUUAUACAAAGAUGGGGGAGACACUGGCAAUCGUGCGAAUCAGAUUAAUGAUUUAAUCAAUAAGAUGAAUUAG
This is a messenger RNA of Dovyalis caffra, 744 nucleotides long. The record is from the annotation of a GenBank genome assembly. Lineage: Eukaryota; Viridiplantae; Streptophyta; Magnoliopsida; Malpighiales; Salicaceae.